Messenger RNA from Aplosporella prunicola CBS 121167, 1924 nucleotides. RefSeq lists its product as uncharacterized. Gene Ontology annotation, cellular component: nucleus. The record is from RefSeq and is a predicted model, not a curated record. NCBI's taxonomy places the organism in Eukaryota, Fungi, Ascomycota, Dothideomycetes, Botryosphaeriales, Aplosporellaceae. Gene Ontology annotation, biological process: subtelomeric heterochromatin formation. Gene Ontology annotation, molecular function: histone H4 acetyltransferase activity. The transcript is spliced from 2 exons. Bases 196 to 1710 code for a protein of 504 amino acids.
CGUGUAUAAGCUGUCGCGCCAACGCACGCUUUCACAUGAUUCAGCCCUCAUGCUUUUCUUUGCGUAGCUUGGUGAUUGCCCCAGUCAGUUAGAUCAGCUUAGUCAGCGCCGCGGUACGCGCUUGCGGCCUCUCCUCCGCGCGCCGUCACCAGUUGCUUGCUACCUACUCAAUCAACAUUGCUCCACACCACCACCAUGGACGAAGUGGAAGAGCUUGUCGGCGAGUUCCUCGCCGACGCGAACGACGCGUUCAAUGUCAACCUUGUGCGCGCUGGCAAGCCCGUUUUCGAGGAACCAUUUCACCCAAUUUUUACCUACCCCAUCUUUGGAGAGGAAGAGCGCGUCUUCGGCUACACCGACCUCGAGAUCAACCUGCAAUUCCGCGCCCAUGACCUGCUGCCGUCUUUGGGCAUUACUUAUGAGAAGAAAUUCCGACCCAUCGGAGAUACCAAGGCCAUGGAUAUUAAGGACAUGAUAAAAGACUACCUGCCCGAGAAUAUGCUAGCUAAAGACGAAGCAAUGGCCGGAGAGAACUCUGAGGAUGGUAGCGCAAGUAGCAACUGGACGCCUCCCGGGAAGCGCAUCCACCAAUACAAACAGCACGGCAAGCAAUUCGAGAUCUGGCUUACUGGACUGACGGACCCGGUUGCAAAGGAGAUCUUGCGGCGCAUGCAGAUCUUCAUACCAUUUUAUAUCGAGGGCGGCACCUGUCAAGACCUGGAAGAAGAGCUCUGGACUAUGGCGAGGUGGAAGCUCUUCUUGUUAUAUGAAGUGGCCCCUGCAAAAGACGGCACCGCUCCCCCGUACAUCUUUGCGGGCUUCUCUACUUCCUACCGUCUCUGGGUGUUUCCAACGCACGAGGUUCUUGCUCGCGUCAACAAUUGCUCUACGGCAGAAAUCGAGCCUCCCGAGCCGCUCCCGAGGGACCCUGACACGUUACGCUACAGUGGCGACUACAGUCCCAUGGAUGCGCCCUCUCGAGAACGCAUAUCGCAGUUUCUUAUCAUUCCGCCUUAUCAAGGCCAGGCCCAUGGCACUCAUCUCUACAACAAGAUGAUGGACAUAUUUCUCUCCGACAAGUAUGUCGUCGAAGUCACUGUUGAAGACCCCAGCGAAGCCUUCGACGACCUCCGCGAUUGGUGCGAUCUUGCGCGUUUGCGUAGCAAUCCUGAAUUUGCGGAUCUGAACGUGGCUGAUAAGGUCCCCGAGGAUGCGCUGAGACCGAAUGCGGAGGUUCCCUCAGACAAAUUGUUGCCGCAAAAUACCAUUGAAAAGAUCUACAAAGCUUCCAGGAUAGUGCCGCGGCAGUUUGCGCGCCUCGUAGAAAUGCACACGCUCAGUAAGAUUCCUGCACGGCACCGGUCACCAGCGCGCAUUUCACGCAAGCACAAGGCAGCGGAUCCGAACGACCGGAGGUACUACUUCUGGCGACACUUGGCCAAGAAGCGGCUGUACAUCCACAAUAGGGAUCAAUUGAUACAAAUCGAAGAAAGCGAGCGGGUGGAGAAGGUGGAGCAAGCGCUGGGCGGAGUUGAGACGGAUUACAUCAGACUGCUGGAGGGGGCGGAGCGGAGAGCGGCGAAUGGGGAGGGAGCCAGUGGAGGUAGCGGCAAGAAGCCCGCCAAGAGGAAGAAGGCAGUCAUUGAGGAUGAAGACGAAGAUGAGGAUGAGGAACCGGAGAAGGCGAAGAAAGCAAAGUCUACGAAGUAGUGCAUGAAGGGGUAAUUGGGAUACGACGUUUAUCGCUGCGGGCGGGCGGGCAGGUCAAUUCGGCAUGGCGUUUGGUGCAAUGGGGCUGUUUGACUGAAGAGAAGAGGCGCUUGGUUGCAGCGGGAUAUUGAUUGCUAGAGAGCUAGGCAGUAGCUGGUACAUGCAAUAGACACCUACGGGAAGGCGCCGGAUAAUUUGCCCGCCUCUUCUGGAU